Messenger RNA from Vicia faba (fava bean), 372 nucleotides. The record is from the annotation of a GenBank genome assembly. NCBI's taxonomy places the organism in Eukaryota, Viridiplantae, Streptophyta, Magnoliopsida, Fabales, Fabaceae.
AUGGCUCUCCAGCUUCUUUGUGAAACACAAACACACUCCCAAUUCCUUCUCUCGAACGACGCUGGUACCCCGAAACAUCAUCUUCUCCGAUUCACGACCGUUCCAAUUCUUUAUUUAUCUCAGAGUAAGGCGAUUUCCGGCGACUUCGUCCUUCCACUCGAUUUCUCUAACUCUUUUCAAUCCACGGGAUCAAAGCUUUCUUCCAAAGACCAUAGGGAUUAUGAGCUUGGAUUUUGCGACGGUGAUGAUAAAUUAACAGAGGGAACCACCGAGAUCCUCCUUUACGAGCUACCAUCUACCAUAAAAUGUAAAGAAGAUGACAAGGAGAUGGAAUAUUCGAAGGAUUCUGAAGCUUACCAACAUCGUUCAUAG